Messenger RNA from Mucor velutinosus, 456 nucleotides. RefSeq lists its product as uncharacterized. NCBI's taxonomy places the organism in Eukaryota, Fungi, Mucoromycota, Mucoromycetes, Mucorales, Mucoraceae. The transcript is spliced from 2 exons. The record is from RefSeq and is a predicted model, not a curated record. Bases 1 to 456 code for a protein of 151 amino acids.
AUGCAUUGGAUGCAAUCAGUCAAGCGCAUGUCCAACAACCACCAAGUUGUCAAGCCAGAUGAGAUUGAUAAUACCUUCUUGAAGCUAGUCCAUCGGUUCCGUACCACAAGAAACAGUAUCGAAUUCUUUCGAACUGGUAAGGAGCUUUUGACCUUCUUUCCCAACUGUAAAAAGUGGUUACAGUGGUGGCUCCAACCUGGUGUCUCAAGUAUGGUCGCCAAGCGUGAUGGAAUGAUGUUGAUGGAUUUUUAUGACCACAAUAUCCGACCACAUUACGGAAACAAGCCCAAGAAGCCGACAAAAAAGUAUGCAACUCUGUAUGAAAUUAAUGACGGCCGUGCGCCAGAUAACAACACGGCACUCUUUGGCACCAAGAAGAGAAAACAAGAAGUGGUGCUCAUUAGCGAUGCUGAGGAGGAUGGCAAACGCAAGGCCAAGAAAGCGAAAACCCCGUGA